AAGAAAUGAAAGUGUAAGGAGAAUGGGAGGCAUCCAAUGCCAGACAUUGAGGCGACAAGCAUUAGAGAAUCUCAACAGCCUUCUUGCCCCUGUGUUCCCAAACUGCCAUACCCUGCUGCAGCCUGAGUGGUGGAGAGAAACUGAACUGAACUGGUGGCACUGACAGAGUUACACACUGUCCUGUAUUUAUCCUGGGGCCUCACACCUCAGAGGACUGGAGGAAGACUUAUGAACUGAUCCUUCUUGCUCUGAGAACUAGAAUGGUCUCUAAUGACAAGAGGAACUAUUCUGCCAGUUCACAGAUGAGGCUACUUUGCUACAGAGGAAAAUAAGCCAUUCGUCCAACUUAAAAAGUGAGGAAGUUUUGGAACCAGAAUUUUCCUGAUGUGGAUAAGCUUGUGAAAGCAGAGGGAGAGUCUGAACGAGGGGGAUGGUGGACAGUUGUCUCCUAAAACCUCAAUAGAAAGUCAUGGAGAUGAUAAAGCUGCUUCAGACUGGCCUCCAGCUCAGACUGAGAUGCUGAUCUCAUCAUUGCCCUCCCCACUGGAGUGGGAUCCUGAAAUUGGGUUGUAGUUUAACAGUGAGCUCCAUGGCAACCUUAAACUCCAGUAGUACCCUGUCCUCCACGUUCUAUCUCACAGGUAUCCCUGGCUAUGAGGAAUUUCACCACUGGAUAUCCAUUCCAUUCUGUGUCCUCUACCUUGUUGGAAUAAUGGGUAACUGCACCAUCCUGCAUAUUGUCCGGACAGACCCCAGGCUCCACGAGCCCAUGUACUACUUCCUGGCCAUGCUCUCCCUCUCUGACAUGGGCAUGUCCAUGCCCACAAUGAUAUCACUCUUCAGGGUGCUGUGGUCCAUUUCCAGGGAAAUCCAGUUCAACACCUGUGUGGUCCAAAUGUUUUUUAUUCACACUUUCUCCUUCACAGAAUCGUCUGUGCUCUUGGCCAUGGCCUUUGACUGCUAUGUGGCUAUGUGCCACCCUCUACGAUAUGCUACCAUUCUCACCCCAAGACUUAUCACUAAAAUUGGAAUUGUAGCCCUGCUUAGGAGUGCCUUUGCCAUGACUCCGAUUCUGGUCCGGCUGGCCUUCUUUCCUUUCUGCCACUCCCACAUCCUUUCUCAUUCCUAUUGUCUGCACCAGGACAUGAUUCGCCUUGCCUGUGCUGACACCAUGUUUAAUGUUAUAUAUGGGUUGAUUCUGGUCAUUGUGCUGUGGGGCAUGGACUCUCUGGGUAUUUUUGUGUCUUAUAUGUGCAUCCUUCACUCAAUAUUAAGAAUUGCAUCACGUGAGGGGAGGCUUAAGGCUCUCAACACGUGUGCAUCCCACAUCUGCGUUGUACUCAUCCUUUAUGUGCCUAUGAUAGGGCUUUCUAUUGUCCAUCGUUUUGCCAAACACUCCUCCCCACUCAUCCAUGUCUUCAUGGCUCACGUCUACUUAUUGGUUCCACCUGUGCUCAAUCCCAUCAUCUACAGUGUGAAGACCAAGCAGAUCUGCCAAGGAGUCCUCCACCUGCUUUUCCCCACAAAAAUCAGUUCUGCUAUGAUGUAGGCAUGUCUUCAAGGCAAUGAUGGCAUCAACUAAAUGGUUUAAACACAUACUGAUUUGUGUGCUCUAGGUAUGUUGGCAUCAUAGUUACCACCAAAAGAGUAAAGAACAGAAAUAGAACCAACAGAGCAUCUUGAGAAGUGUCUAUAGAAGAGUUGUUGUCCAUUGGGACUAUACAGCUUGACUUAACAUGUACUUCAUAAAUUCUAUUAAAUAUGAAUAUGUUGGAGCGGAGUGUGGCAGAAAUCAUUUCCAUCUAUUCCCUUCCAUGUCUAAUUCCAACCCUUUCCAAGGUCAUUUAUCUGUUAAUUUUUCAUUAAAUAUGUUA
Molecule: messenger RNA, 1874 nt
Organism: Ailuropoda melanoleuca (giant panda)
Lineage: Eukaryota; Metazoa; Chordata; Mammalia; Carnivora; Ursidae
Product: olfactory receptor 51L1
Exons: 4
Coding region: 590-1549 (319 amino acids)
Biological process (GO): G protein-coupled receptor signaling pathway
Cellular component (GO): plasma membrane
Molecular function (GO): G protein-coupled receptor activity; olfactory receptor activity
Source: RefSeq, a predicted model, not a curated record